This is a messenger RNA of Monoraphidium neglectum, 1041 nucleotides long. RefSeq lists its product as hypothetical. Lineage: Eukaryota; Viridiplantae; Chlorophyta; Chlorophyceae; Sphaeropleales; Selenastraceae. The transcript has 5 exons. Gene Ontology annotation, biological process: coenzyme A biosynthetic process. Bases 1 to 1041 code for a protein of 346 amino acids. Gene Ontology annotation, cellular component: cytoplasm; nucleus. Gene Ontology annotation, molecular function: phosphopantothenate--cysteine ligase activity. The record is from RefSeq and is a predicted model, not a curated record.
AUGGACGUGGCCACAACAGCAGAGGUGGAGGGCUUCUACUUCGAGUGCCCCGCCUCAUCGGUGGAGGCUCAACAGCAGAUCGCCGAGUUCUUCCGGCACCACGCUCCUAAUGGCAGGCUGGAGCGGCCGGUCGUGUGCGUCACGUCGGGUGGAACCACCGCGGGCUACGCUGUUAUCUUCCUCACGCGCACUGGCUCAGUGCAGCCGUGGACCCUUGACCUGCCAAAGCAAGACACAGUGGCGCUGCUCCAGGAAAUCAUAGACCGCAGCGACAGCGGCGGCGACAUCGGCGGCGGCAGCGGCGCGCGGCUGGCGGCGACUCACGAGGAGAGCGUACUGGGCGUGCUGCGGCGCGUGGCUGCGGUGCAGGAGCGGCGGCUGCUGCUGACGAUCCAGUUCACCACCAUUUUUGAGUACCUGCAGUGUUUCCGAGCCGUCGCCCUGGCAGCGGCGCCCUACGGCGCCGCCUGCAUGUUCUACCUUGCUGCGGCGGUGUCUGACUUCUACAUACCCUGGGCGUCCCUGGCCGUACACAAGAUCCAGAGCGCCGACGGCCCCCUGGCCCUGAACCUCUCCAAGGUGCCCAAGAUGCUGGGCGUGCUGCGGCGCAGCUGGGCGCCGGGCGCGUUUGUCGUGAGCUUCAAGCUGGAGACCGACGAAAGCAUCCUGCUAGCAAAGGCGAGGGGGGGGGGCGGCCAGCGGCCGGGGGAGGGGGGGCGCGUGCGCGCGUCAGGAGCAGUGACACGAUACGGCGUGCACGCCGUUGUCGCCAACCUUCUUCACACACGCAAGGACCGCGUGAUGGUGGUGCACGGCGGCGGCAGCGGCGAUGGCGGUAGCAGCAGCAGCAGCGGCGGCGCCGACGGCGGCGGCAACGGAGACGCGGCGUCGCAGGCUCGGCCGGCGGGCGCGCCGGCGGGGUUGACAGUGGUGGACGUGCGGCGGCCGGCGGCGGAGCCUCACAUCGAGCGGCUGCUGGUGACGAAGGUGGUGCAGCUGCACAGCAGCUUCAGGGCGCAGCACGCGGAGCGCGUGUCGUGA